Molecule: messenger RNA, 995 nt
Organism: Mya arenaria
Lineage: Eukaryota; Metazoa; Mollusca; Bivalvia; Myida; Myidae
Exons: 3
Coding region: 121-885 (254 amino acids)
Source: RefSeq, a predicted model, not a curated record
CGCAUACUUUAAUUUGAGGAUUUCAUCAUUUAUGAGUUUAUAAAUUAAUAAAGUUAGAUAGGUUAAGAGACUGUUUGAUACAUCUUAUUACAGGAUAAAAUACUUUCAUACGAUACUGAAAUGGUACCCAAUGAAGAGCUGGUUAUGUUGUUUGGUGUAGUCAUGAUAGCGUCCGUUGUCGGGAGGGACGUGCACAACUUUUAUGGUAACAGGUUUUCAACGACUGAGAGCGAUUCGAUCAUUAAUAGGAUGGUAUCCUUGCAAAAGAGAUCACAACGAGGGCGAAUAGACAGACACCGUUUCUUCCACUUUGGACUAGGAAAAAGAGCUGAUCAAGAGAGGGCUUUGAUUGACGGAUUUGUCUCAGCAGGCAACAGAAUAGUCCGCAAAAGCAGUUUGUAUAAAACGUUGCAAAUGUAUAAUGAUGAAACAAACAAAAGAGACCCAGAAAUGUUUUCUGAAGAACUGUAUCCUUUACAAGCGGGCAAGCAAAAACUGGAAGCUUAUUUGGACUCUGCACUUAAAGAUUCCGAAGAAACAACGGAUGCGAUUAUGGAAAGUGCCGUUCAAACUGAGGACACCAAUGAAGAGAUAGCUGAUCAAAACAAUGACAACAACAAUAAUGUGAAACAGCUCGAUGAACGCCCAUUCGAUCUUACAUUUGCUUCUCCAGACCUUGACUUUGGUCGCUAUGGUUACAACAAAGGACAAAUGCAAGAUGACGUCGCAGGUAAAACUAUUGGCUUAGGACUUCAAAAACGGUGGUGGGCAUCUGAAAGAUUAAACCAGUUCCGAUUAGCGAAAUCAUCACGAUGGUCGCCUAGCAAAGGGCUGCACUCACGACGAAUUGACCCAGUUCUAUUUUUUAUUGGUCUAGGGAAAUAAUUAAAAAAUUGUUAGUUGUUAUAAUUUAACACCAUUAUGCAUAUACAAAUGUUGGAUGAUUGCCGAAAUGGCUGUUUGCGUCGAGGAACUCGACACAUUGUUCUUAUAUC